AUGGCCGAGGCGGGCCGGAGCCCCGCGGAGCCCCCGGGGGAGCCGGUCGGGCAGGUGGCGGCCAAAGCCUCUGAGUCCGAGGCGUCCGCCCCGCCGCGGGCCCUACGCAGGCUGCCGGGGGACCCGAGUCCCCGUGGCCGCUCCCAGAGCGACCUGUCGUCCUGCUCCAGCCGGGGCCGCCCCCUCCGGGUGCACAUCUCCGGCUCAGUUGACGGACUGGACAAAGCUUCCAUAGCCAACUCAGAUGGCCCCGCAGCAGGCUCCCAGACACCUCCCUUCAAGAGGAAAGGGAAGCUCUCCACCAUCGGCAAAAUCUUUAAGCCUUGGAAAUGGAGGAAAAAGAAGACCAGUGACAAAUUCAGAGAAACCUCAGCAGUAUUAGAAAGGAAGAUAUCCACCAGACAAAGUAGAGAGGAGCUGAUAAGAAGGGGAGUUCUUAAGGAAUUGCCUGAUCCAGAUGGAGAUGUAACAGUUAACUUUGAAAAUUCAAACGGGCACAUGAUACCCAUCGGAGAGGAAUCUACCCGAGAGGAAAAUAUAGUAAAAUCUGAAGAAGGUAAUGGCUGUCUAGCUGAAAAAGCACCAACUCUGGAGGAAAAGGCAGAAGAGAAGAAAGAGAACACUGAAAACCACUCUGAAACACCGGCAGCUCCUGCUCCACCUCCUUCAACUCUUCCUAAGCCUAAACCCAAACCUAAGCCCCCCAAAACACCUGUGCCUCCAAAAGGGGCUGCUGCUGGGGCCAGCCCCAAGGGUGACGAAGUGCCUCCUAUUAAAAAAAAUACCAAGGCUUCUGGUAAACAGGCCCCCAUCCCUCCACCCAAGCCAACAAGCCGAAACACGACCCGAGAGGCUGCUGGUUCCUCUCAUUCCAAAAAGACUACGGGCUCCAAAGCAUCAGCGUCACCAUCUACUUCCUCUUCGUCUUUUCUCAAAACUUCAAAGGAGACAGUUUCUAGCAAAACAGGGACGGUGGGAACCACAAGGGGCAAGAAAAAAACUGGCAAGCGGCCCACGCCUCGGCCAUCCUCAGAUGCAACCACUGCUGGUACGUCCGACCUUAAAGGAGAGCCUUUGGAGGCCAAGGUGGAGAGUCUCAAAACUGAGCCAACGGGCCCUGAGACCGAGGAGCCGAGCACAGGCAAAUCCAAGUCUGCGGUCCCUCCACCGCCUGUGAGCCCACCCCCUCCUCCCCCGGCCCCGCUUCUUGUUCUGGAGGAACCGUGCGUUUUUGCCGCAGACACUCCUAUUGUCCUGGUCAGCAAUGGAGCCGACCUGCCCGUCCCCACCUUAGACGCCAGUCAGCUUCUCUGGACUGAAGAGCCGACAAACACAACCACUGUCCACUCAGGCACUGGCUUCAGUGUUAGCAGAGAAAAUGCGAAAUGUUUCACAACCAAAGAUGAGCUGGGAAAGGCAGCAUCUCACCUACUGGCUCCUGGGCUGAUGGGAGAAUCUUCAGAGUCCUUCAGUGCCCCGGAGGAUGAAGGCCAAAGGGAGUACCGGGCCACUGACUCCGACUCUGAUGGGCCUAUCUUGUACACUGACGAUGACGAUGAAGAGGAUGAAGAUGAGGACGGCAGUGGAGACAGUGCUUUGGCAAGUAAAAUCCGACGAAGGGAUACUCUUGCUAUCAAACUGGGCAACAGACCGUCCAAAAAAGAAUUAGAGGACAAGAACAUCUUGCAGCGGACAUCUGAAGAAGAGAGGCAGGAAAUCCGACAGCAAAUUGGAACCAAGCUAGUCAGGAGACUGAGCCAGAGGCCCACAACUGAAGAAUUAGAGCAAAGAAACAUCCUAAAACAAAAGAAUGAAGAGGAAGAACAAGAAGCAAAAAUGGAACUUAAACGCAGACUCAGCAGAAAGCUCAGCCUGAGACCCACAGUGGCAGAGCUGCAAGCUCGAAGGAUCCUGCGGUUUAACGAGUAUGUAGAAGUCACCGAUUCUCCCGACUACGAUCGCAGGGCAGACAAGCCCUGGGCCAGGUUGACACCUGCAGACAAGGCAGCAAUACGGAAAGAACUAAAUGAAUUUAAAAGCACAGAAAUGGAAGUGCACGAAGAGAGUCGGCAGUUUACAAGGUUUCAUCGUCCGUAAUGAGGUGCGAGACUCUUUGGAAACAUAGACGGAUCAUCUUUGGGGGAAGCCGCGCUUCCUAAACACCUGAUUAUUGCAUUGCACUGGGAUUUGACUGCGUCUGUUUCCAUUUAACUUGUGGUGAAGGAAGCGUGUGGAAAGUGCUCCCCACCUGUACAGCCCAGAUGUGGCCAACAAGCAAAGGGUCGGGUAUAGUGACCCUGCUGUGCAGCAGGGGCACUGAUGGUAAGGGACACAAUGGUUGCACCAGUUAUUCUUCAUCAGGGGUUUUAAUCAAAGAAGAUGAGCAGAAGACAAUCGCUGGCUCCCUGUUACCAGAAAGCCAAAUUUUAGAGUGCAGGUUAAA
Molecule: messenger RNA, 2443 nt
Organism: Eptesicus fuscus (big brown bat)
Lineage: Eukaryota; Metazoa; Chordata; Mammalia; Chiroptera; Vespertilionidae
Gene: PHACTR2
Product: phosphatase and actin regulator 2
Exons: 13
Coding region: 1-2097 (698 amino acids)
Biological process (GO): actin cytoskeleton organization
Molecular function (GO): actin binding
Source: RefSeq, a predicted model, not a curated record